AAACAGUCUAGGCUAUCUCAAGUGACCUCUUUUCCAGACAAAGAGGGGAUGAUUUUAAAACAAAAUUUACUGUGAUAUUUUAAAUCCCGGCUGAAUUCUUAUGCCAGUUCAACCUAUUUUAGUAUUUAAAUCACCUUGAAAUACAAUUCUGUUGUGAAACAAGAUGGGCGUGACUUUGGAACGUGUGCAGAACAAGUUUGCCUGCAUUAUCGGGGAACUCUGCAGUGAGCCUGUCAUCUUAUCACAGUUUGCAAUAUGGUUAGAUUUGAGGCUGGCAGAGUACAAGGCCAAGGGAGCCAUUUCAUUGGAUUGCUCAGGUGACAAUCCUGAUCCAGUGUGGCUGAAUGGACACCGGCUUCCACCUGCCAAAACUCACCCCAGGGACCGGCACUCGGGCAGAUUUGGAGCACUGAGCUCCGCUAAACCCAUGUCCCAGCACAGAGACAUUAGCUGGUCACGUUUGUCGGCAGAGAGAGGGAGCAGUGAGGGGGGGUCAGGCUACGACCCCCAGGCUCAGCCGGUAGAGAACCUGCCUAGUGUAGAGGAGAGGCUGUCGCCCCAGGGGGUCAUGGUGAAGGAAGAACCCUCCGACACAGAUCGCGUGUUUCCUAUUAGUCUACACCGGCACGAGGUCAGCGAGCCAAGAAUGCAAAUGCAAAACAGAAAACGCACUGCUGCAGAGACAAUAGCGAGUUCACACGAAAUGCUAUCAUCAGAUUCCCAUUCACCCAUAUCAUCCUCCACGCCAAAGAUCCGAAGAGUUUCCUCUCCUGGGGAUGCUGACAUCAACCCACCGAACAGUGACCCUGCUGCAAACCAAAGCCUCAUGUCCAUUAUCAGCGGGGAGAUGCCUGAGCAUCCCACGGAAACUGUAGACUUGACAGAGACAGACAUAAACAUUAUAAUGGACUAUGAAAAUAAAGAAGAUUUAUCGCAAAGCAGGGAGAACUCUAGACCCCCCUUUACGUCCCACUCCUCGGCAGCCUCGGGUAGUGAGUUUCCGGCAAGAUCUGAAGACAGCAUUAAUACAGACCAUGUGCGAGGUCCAGGAUUCAAGAUGUUUCCACCCGAAGGCGUGGGGCCCCAGUUUCCUGUUGGCCAGUCGUUACCAGGACAAGUUUUACCGGAACGCUUCAACAACCGUAGCAUCCGUGCUCGGAUUGUGAACGUCUCUCAGAAGCCAGAUCAAACCAUCGGGAACCUUGUCAGCGCCGUGGGAACCCUGGAACGCUGGAUGUGGAAGAAGCACGGAGAGGAGCGUCUCAUUGAGGACAUGCCCGUGGAAGUCUUGGAUAGUUACCUUGUGGGCUUCUUCACUCACAUCAAGAAGCCGGACGGGCGAGACUACAGUUCGGAGUCCUUGCUGAACCUUCGAGGCUUCCUGGAAAGAUUUCUCAGGGAGAAAGGUUACCCUUCGUCCAUAUCCAAAUCAGCAGUUUUCUCCAGGAGCCAGACGGCAUUUAAACAGCGCAGGCGCAAACUGUCACCGGUUCCCAGGCCAGAGAAUCGGCUUGUGUUUCCGCAUUCUAUCCCUGACGCCAGUUGGAGACAGUUUAGCUCGGUGACCGCUUCCCUUCGUUCUGUUACAUGUACCAAUGCAGAUGACGUGAAGAAAACAUCAACGCAAGCAAACGAAAAGACGUUGAACUCAGACACUCAUUGA
This is a messenger RNA of Liolophura sinensis, 1663 nucleotides long. RefSeq lists its product as uncharacterized. The record is from RefSeq and is a predicted model, not a curated record. The transcript is spliced from 4 exons. Bases 164 to 1663 code for a protein of 499 amino acids. Lineage: Eukaryota; Metazoa; Mollusca; Polyplacophora; Chitonida; Chitonidae.